GCCGCCGGGAGCCCCGGAGCGGCGGGGCCCGAGCGCAGCCAUGGCCGGCACCGGCGGCGGGCCCGCGCUGGAAACCAUCCAGGCGGAUGGGACGGACGGGAAUUGUGUCACGUUUGUGCUGCACGACGAGGAUCACACCCUGGGCAACUCCCUGCGCUACAUGGUCAUGAAGAACCCUGACGUGGAGUUCUGUGGCUACUGCAUCACCCACCCCUCAGAAAGCAAGAUCAACUUCAGGAUCCAGACCAGAGGGACCCUUCCUGCUGUGGAGCCGUUCAGGAAAGGGCUGAACGACCUGAUGGGAGUUUGCCAACACGUGCUCAACACCUUUGAGAGGAGCAUGAAGGAGUUCAGGGCACAGAAGGAGGAGGAGAUGCAGUAGCCUUUGGGAUGUCCAUGGAUGUGUAACCUCUGUGUGUUGAAUUCCCUGUGUCCAAGGGAAGAUUUUUUUUUGGUUGGUUUUUUUUUAUGACUUCGAUGCAAAAUGUAUUUUCUUUAAUAAUAAAGUUUAUUAAUUUAGAUGCUGCAGAGCUGACACUGUGUCCUGCUCAGCACAGGGAUGGAAGGUCAUAGAACAUGGACACAGAUUGCUCCACAGAUUGGGAAAUUUAUGGAAAAUGGGCUGGUCUUGAUAUUCCUCAGUCUCUGUUUUCCUUGAAACCCAUUUGUCUUUAUGAUUUAUUUGCAAAACAUUUACAUUUCAGUGCAAGUUAAGCUAAAAAAUCCACCCCGACACCUGGAAAAUGUUUUAAUUGCAGGUCUUGUCUCUUCUCCCCUUUUCCUCUCUCCAUUUUUUUCCAUGACAAGGUAGGAGGGGGAAAGAAGGAAAAGAGAGGGAAAAGAGAGCCGGAAAAACCAACAAAAAAUGAUCAAAAACUUGGUAAAUACAACUUUUUCUGUAGUUUUUCUGAAAGUUUUGGCAAGAAUGACUGUUGGAAUGGAACCACAUGGAUUCACAGUCACAUGGAAUCACAUGGAUUGGAAUCACAGACUGGUUUGGGUUGGGAGGGACCUUCACUCCCUCUCACGGCACCCUUGCCGUGGCAGGGACACCUUCCACUAUCCCAGGUUGCUCCAAGCUUUGUCCAACCUGGCCUUGAAAAUUGCUGGAAAAUCACCUGGGGAAUGAAUUAUUGCCAAUAAUAAAUCUGAGGAAGCUCUUUCUCAUA
Molecule: messenger RNA, 1169 nt
Organism: Corvus hawaiiensis (hawaiian crow)
Lineage: Eukaryota; Metazoa; Chordata; Aves; Passeriformes; Corvidae
Product: DNA-directed RNA polymerases I and III subunit RPAC2-like
Exons: 5
Coding region: 41-382 (113 amino acids)
Biological process (GO): DNA-templated transcription
Cellular component (GO): RNA polymerase III complex; RNA polymerase I complex
Molecular function (GO): DNA binding; DNA-directed RNA polymerase activity; protein dimerization activity
Source: RefSeq, a predicted model, not a curated record